AUACUUGCAAGUGGUAGAUAGUGCAACCAAUUUAUCAAUUUAUAGAAAUGUUACCGAUAAAGCUCUACGAUCCUGUGUAUGCUUCAGUGUUAGCAGUCGGACUAUUGGCUUUCAACAUCGGCGCAUCGCUUACUUGGUCUUCCCCAGUGGGCCCCAAACUCCGCAACGACACUACUACACCAUUCGACCAACCAAUCACCAUGACCGAAGUCUCUUGGAUGUCCUCCUUGAUGACUCUAGGAGGGGCAGUAGGCUCGCUCAUCUUCGUCCAUCUAGUGAACGCAAUAGGAAGGAGAAAAACCUUGCUCUCCUUAGGAGUCCCACUAUUCAUAGCAUACGUCCUAAUGGCGACAGUACAGAAAGCCGAGGUUUACUACGCUGCCAGGAUCCUCAUAGGCCUAGCUGCAGGUGGAAUUUUCACUGUUGGGCCUCUGUAUUGUGGCGAGAUAUCCAGUAAAGCCAAUAGAGGUAUUUUGAACUCCAUCAUGAGCUGUGGGACCAACCUUGGGGUACUAUUUUCCUACGCUGUGGGACCAUGGAUGGGAGUGGUUGCAUUCAACUGCCUGCUUGGCGUGUUCCCUUUGAUUUUCUUGGCAUGCUUCUUUUUUGUUGGCGAAGAAACGGCACACUUCUACCUCGUGAACAAUAAAGAAGAACUGGGACGACACGCAUUGAAGAAACACAGAAGCGCGAGCGAUAACGUCGAAGAAGAACUUCAGCAAAUUAAGAGAAAGAAAGAAGAGACCCAAGGGAAGGUUCUAUCCACUCUCAAGUCCGGACCAUUCAUCAAAGCCAUGAUUAUAUCCGUUGGGCUACUGAUUGCCCAACAAAUGAGCGGUAUCAACGCUUUUUUGAUGUACAGCCAGAAUAUUUUCUUCAUGGCUGGAUCCAAUUUGGAUCCAGCUAUAUGCUCUAUAAUCGUGGGACUUGUGCAGUUUGGUAGUAACGUUACUUUCACUUUUUUCGUAGAUAGGUUCGGGAGAAAGACAAUCCUCAGAUUCGCGGCCCUCAGUUUGGCCUUGUGUGAAAUACCUUUAGGGGUUUACUGUUACCUUAGUGAUGAAGGAGUUGACGUGAACGCUGUGAGAUUCCUUCCCAUAUUGUUGUUCACUCUAUUCAUAUUGGCUUACAACCACGGCUUUGGACCUUUGCCAUGGAUACUUUUGUCUGAAGUGUUUCCGACAAACGUGAAAACUAUCGCAUUCUCAAUUGCCACUUGCAUCAAUUGGACACUGGCUUUUUUGAUCACGAAAUACUUUUCGACUUUCGUGGAGUCCAUUGGACUUGGGCCGACCUUUUGGUUGUUCGGUGCCAGCUGUAUCGCAGCUCUGAUAUUCAUUCACAUUUUCGUACUUGAAACGAAAGGCAAAACGCUGGAAGAAAUUCAGGACGACCUAGAAAAGUUAGUAUACUGUCAAGCUUCGGAAAUGUGAAUGGGAAAACAUAUUCAUCUCUACUAGAAGUGUUCAAUAGAAUCUCAUGAUAGUUGAUACCAUUCGCAUAACUGUUAUAUGUUUAGAAGACUUCAAAUUUCGAUAUAGUCGUGUAGUUAUUUACUUCUGCAUCCGUUGUGCACUAAGUAUAAGUAUGAACUCAACCAGAAGUAUUAUUUUGUAUUAUAAAAUUCCGAGCUGUCUUUUUUUAAUAGUAGAUUUAGCAUGUACUGCAAGUU
Molecule: messenger RNA, 1672 nt
Organism: Phaedon cochleariae (mustard beetle)
Lineage: Eukaryota; Metazoa; Arthropoda; Insecta; Coleoptera; Chrysomelidae
Source: the annotation of a GenBank genome assembly